AUGGAUGACGAUGAUGAAUUAUUGUUGAACUUUGCUGCACCAGACACUUCAUCGGUUGCAGCUUCCAAAAAUCAAAACGUUAAAGUUCUGGGUGGUAGAUGGAAAGAUAGAAGAAAAUUGCAACUUGCAUUACAAGGUAGAACCAAAAAGAGACAACCAGAAACCGGCGUAAAUCUUAUUCCAGUCGAUGAAUCCAAACGUAAACGGGACUCUGAAGAUAAGGUACAACUCGACUCAAACAAAAGGUCAAAGUUCACUGAAAGCAAAGGUGAAAAUGGUGGGAAGGGUGAUUCAUAUGUAUCAUCUUUAUUUACUAACAAUCAACCAACAUCUCAUUUAGCGCCAACGUCGACUACCAAAGAACUUACUUAUUUGCCAUCCAAUGCACCUAUGAAAGAUGCAACUAAUUUUUCUGGUUUAGGGUUGAAUGAGAAAUUGUCAAUUCAUCUAACUGAUCAUUUACGAUUCAUGCAUCCAACGAAAAUUCAACAGUUGGUGAUACCGAGUUUAAUAUCAACAGAAAACGAUUUAUUUGUGAAAGCACAAACAGGGUCUGGUAAAACAUUGGCAUUUGUGUUGCCCAUAUUCCAUAAAUUAAUGAGAGAGAAUAAAUUCAAAAUUAAUCGGGAAUCAGGAUUAUUUGCUAUAAUUUUAACACCAACCCGUGAAUUGGCGACACAGAUUUAUGGAGUUUUAGAGACAUUGACAAGAUGCCAUCAUUGGAUAGUUCCAGGGAUAGUCAUUGGUGGUGAAAAGAAAAAAUCAGAAAAGGCAAGAUUAAGAAAAGGUUGUAAUAUAUUAGUUGCUACACCGGGGAGAUUGGCUGAUCAUUUGGAGAAUACAAAAACAUUGGAUAUAAGUCAGUUGAGAUGGCUUGUAUUAGAUGAAGGUGAUAAAUUGAUGGAGUUGGGAUUUGAGGAUACUAUUGCACAAAUUACUGCCAAAAUAGAUUCAAAUUCCAAAAUUGCUGAUACCGCCGAGAAAUGGCAAGGGUUACCAUCGAGAAGAAUAAAUAUGUUAUGUUCAGCUACAUUGCAUAGUAAUGUGAAAAAAUUGGGUAGUAUUGUGUUGAAAGAUCCUGAAAUGAUUUCAGUAGAAACAGCUUCUGUUGCUGGAACUGUAUCAUUUGAUGAAACUAUAGCAACUACUACAAGUACGGCACCAGAUCAGUUGAUUCAAAACGUUGUAGUUGUUCCACCCAAGUUGAGGUUGGUCACAUUAGAUGCAUUAUUAUUGAAAAUUAGUAAACACUCUGCUGAAAGAACAAUAGUGUUUUUCUCGUGUUCAGAUUCAGUUGAUUUCCAUUUUGAUGUAUUCACUCGAGACGGUAAAAAGUUUAAAAAAGUGACUGAUGAAGAAACAGGUGAAGUGAAAACUGUGCUAGUUCUGCCUGAAGAUGACGAAAAUGAUGGUUUGCUUACCGCGCCUCAAUUAAGCGACAACACAAUCAUAUAUAAGCUUCAUGGUUCACUUUCACAACAGACCCGUGCCAGUACAUUACAGUCGUUUGUUAAAGAUAACAAUUCAUAUAACAAAAUCUUGUUUUGUACUGAUGUUGCAUCUCGUGGGUUGGAUUUACCAAAUGUUGCUAAUGUCAUAGAGUAUGAUCCUCCUUUCACUAUUGAUGAUCAUUUGCACAGAAUUGGUAGAUCGGCAAGAUUGGGUAAUGAAGGUAAUGCAACUUUAUUUUUACUUCCAGGGAUUGAAGAAGGGUAUGUAGAUGGGAAAUUAAGAGUUGCUCAUCCAAGAGAAGGAAACUUGAGAGUUAAGAAUUAUGAAAAAAUAUUACAAGAAGGAUUUGCCCAAGGAAACAUCAAAUCAAAGGAUAAUAAGUUGGGAAAAUGGGAUAUUCAUGCCACUACUUGGCACCUUGAUGUUGAAAGAUGGUUAUUAGAGGAUCAAGCCAGUCAUGACGAAGCUGUCAGGGCUUUUACUUCUCAUAUACGUGCAUACGCAACUCAUUUAUCGUCGGAACGUGAGUUUUUCAAUGUGAAAUUAUUACAUUUAGGUCAUUUAGCGAAAAGUUUUGGAUUAAGAGAAACACCAAAGAAGUUAGGUAAAUCAGUUGGUAAUAAUAGCAAUUACUCAGAAUCCAAAAAGGGUAAAAAAGAGGACCCAAGAAAGAAAAUGUUGAGGAUGGCCAAGAUGGCUGUUAAAUCUGCAAGUAGCGAAUUUAAUUAUUAA
Candida albicans SC5314 is the source of this 2184-nucleotide messenger RNA. RefSeq names its product putative ATP-dependent RNA helicase (gene DBP7). The record is from RefSeq and is a predicted model, not a curated record. Gene Ontology annotation, molecular function: RNA helicase activity; nucleic acid binding; ATP binding. The transcript has a single exon. Gene Ontology annotation, cellular component: nucleus. Gene Ontology annotation, biological process: ribosome biogenesis. The coding region runs from base 1 to 2184 and encodes 727 amino acids. Lineage: Eukaryota; Fungi; Ascomycota; Pichiomycetes; Serinales; Debaryomycetaceae.